AUGAGUGAUUAUAGUGAUGGAAACUUCAUGGACAUGGUGUCGCAUUGGACUUCACUUCCUAGUCCUAUCUUAGGAGAGAUAGUUGCGAUGCCGGACCAAACUGACAAUGGUCUAAAUCCAAUCAGCAACACCUUCCUUCCAACCAAUCAAUCUGAAAAAAAAACCAGUCUGGUCGAAAGAGUAUCUACAAGAGUAGGACGUAACAUUCCACCGCUCAGAAUAGAGAACCUGAGGCCAUCCGCUCUAUUCAAGAACAAAAAAACUGUUCUUGGUGUCAAUGAAAUCUCUCCCGGAUUGAGCCCAUCUGUGAUGUUGCAGUCUCCUUCACAGCUUAUCUCUCCGUUUUCAUUCCCCAAUGACUGGCCUCCAGAGACGGUGGAAAAUCCUGGUGACGACCAUGCAGCGACGAUGAUAUUCAACAAUAAUGUUCCUUAUCAGCCGAUGCACUUUGAUCUGCCUCCUCAGGAAGUUACGGGAAAUUCUGCUUAUAUCCCAUCUCAUGAAUCUCAAGUUGAUCCAAUUGGUGCUCCUUUAGUCGCUUCUUUUGAAUCUGAAUUAGCUGAUGACCCUGAUUUCAGCAAGCUAUUGUCCUUCCCGCUGGAUGAUGAGAGCGAGAGCCAGGAAGAUGAUGACAUUGCUGGUGAACUAGAAAUCAAACCUUCGUCUCCAAAGAGAAGGAAAUACGAGGCAUCAGACAUGAUUACAGCCGGAAUAACAAGCAAGGACCCAAGCGUCAUAAUUCGUAUGGAAACGGAAGAAGACCAACCUUGCGAUGGUUAUCGCUGGAGAAAAUACGGUCAGAAAAUUGUCAAAGCGAAUCCAAAUCCAAGGAGUUACUACAUAUGCUCAUACAGUGGGUGCAAUGUGAAGAAGCAUGUGGAGAGAGCAGCAGACGAUGUGAAAAUAUUGGUAGUUUCAUACAAUGGGAGACAUGUGCACCCUGAACCAGGUCCACGUAGUAGCAGCAGUUCUGGUCCAAAGAAUCGUCCCCGUUCAUCAGUGGCCGCUCGUUUAGGCAGGCCACCUUUUUCUUCCUCCUCGGCCGCUCGAGACAAGAGGCCUUUGGCUACUCAAAACAUGAGGCCUUUCGCUUAUCCUUCUGCUUCGGCCACUCAAGACAUGAGGCCCUUCCCUUCUUCCUUGAACUCAGGAGUUGAUAUGACGCAUCUCUACAAGACCGGACUGUCGAAGAUGCCGAGUUUACCGGUUAACCAGACUCAUGGGUUGAUGGGCCAGAAUGCUGAACCAUGGAUUAACCAGAAUCAUGGGUUGAUGGGCCAGAAUGCUGAACCAUGGGUUAACCAGAAUCAUGGGUUUAUGGACCAGAAUGCUGAACCAUGGGUUAACCAGAAUCAUGGGUUUAUGGGCGACAAUGUUGAACCAUGUAUUAACCAGAAUCAUGGGCUUAUGGGCCAGAAUGAUAAACCGAAGACUGAUCAUGUGAUACCGGAUGGUACAGAGGUCUACAAGUGGAUCAUGGAACGUCUGUUGGCUAACUUUGGUGUUAAACAUUAA
Molecule: messenger RNA, 1515 nt
Organism: Raphanus sativus (radish)
Lineage: Eukaryota; Viridiplantae; Streptophyta; Magnoliopsida; Brassicales; Brassicaceae
Product: probable WRKY transcription factor 10
Exons: 5
Coding region: 1-1515 (504 amino acids)
Biological process (GO): regulation of DNA-templated transcription
Molecular function (GO): DNA-binding transcription factor activity; sequence-specific DNA binding
Source: RefSeq, a predicted model, not a curated record